Messenger RNA from Biomphalaria glabrata, 3871 nucleotides. RefSeq lists its product as uncharacterized. The record is from RefSeq and is a predicted model, not a curated record. Bases 136 to 3678 code for a protein of 1180 amino acids. Gene Ontology annotation, molecular function: protein binding; RNA binding. Gene Ontology annotation, biological process: regulation of DNA-templated transcription. NCBI's taxonomy places the organism in Eukaryota, Metazoa, Mollusca, Gastropoda, Planorbidae. The transcript is spliced from 5 exons.
GGGUAACCAAUAGAACUUACGAUAACACUUUUCUUUUACUAUAGAAAGAUGUAACCAGCAAGUUGCAGACUAUUCCCCGGCAAAGAAGUUUUAUUUUUAUAAUAAAAAUAGUUAUAUCGGGGUGCAGAUGUUGUCAUGUCUAAAGAUCGUUUUGAUCAAGGACAUAAUGUUAGAACAUCUCUGCACCAGCAGGCUUCAAAUAAACAGUUGAAUUUAACUGAAAAUGGUGAAAUUUUUUUAGCCCAAUUAGCUAAUAUGCAAAGAGCCCAUUCUCACUUAGAUGAGCCUACAAUAACUCAAAAAGAUAUUCCUCACACUUUUUGGAAAGUGCAGCCUGAUAGAGAAUUAAUGGUGCAACUGCCAAAAGAGCACAUAUAUUUGGACUCCAACCACCAAAAUCAAGAGGAGCAUUUAAACUACACUCAUCAGACGAACACAACUAUGUCUCAUGGACAGAGUAAUUCUGUUGCAUCUUCUGCUGGUGUGGAUGGCCAUUCCUUAUAUUGCACUGAAAUCCUUCCAAGCUCAUCACCUCCUAAUCAGACAGUCUCAGUGGAUGGUGGCGGGGCCAGCAGGAGAGCUCCGUUGGUUGUCAAUGGAGGGACAGCUGCUCAACCUGUACAGUAUACCAUAAUUAUUGCAGAUCCUCAACUUCAGCAAAAUGGCAACAUUACCAGAAGCUUGAGCUCUGGGGCCACAAACAUUCUCCUAAACACUUUGGUGCAACCGCAACAACUGCAGCAUCACUUAGUAUCUAUUUCCAAGGCAAACAAUUCUAUUAACAAUUUAAUAGCCGGAGCAAACCCUGGCAUCAUCGUAAAUAGCAGCAGUUUGAAUGGCAGCAACAAGUUCAACAAUCUGUUGAGCACCAGUAGCAACACUGGUGUCAACCUCAACAAGGGCAGCAGUGGUGGCAGCACUGCAGCAGCCUUCCCUACCAGCCUUAUUGCAAAUGGACUGAACAACAAUCUAGAUGGGAAGAGCAUAAGCAUUAGCCUGUCCCCCAACAGCAAGCUCCCAUCUGCAGUGUUUGACAGCAGUGGGGGAACUGAGGCUGGUAUAUUGAUAUUAAACUAUACUGAGGCUGGUGAGCCAAGCACUGCUACAUUGGCUAACAUAAACCAACUGGUGACUGUUCACAGCAGUGAUUUUGUCACUCAGGGUAACAAUCUGAUAAGGGUUUCUGCCAGUGAUUGCAAUCAUCAGUCCCAGCCUUGUGUGAAAUCUGACAAUUACCAGUUGGUCUCAGGUACUAGACAAGAUCCAAGAAACUCUGCUGCAUAUAAUGGGCAUUUUGUAGAUAAGGAAGACUCUGAAUUAUCUGAAAACAGAAACUCCUCUCAGGGUAAAAAGGUACUGCCUGCAAGUGAGAAUCGAUUGAUAGAAUCAUCUUCAGGUGAAAGGCUGUCCAGGGGCAUGCACAGUGGACGCGUCGGGGCAGGGUCAGGUCAAUCUCUUAACGAUCAACAGCAGCAAUGCAACAGCCCUAAAACCACUUCCACACCUUCUACUGCUGCUUCAGCAAACCAACCAACUAUGCUAUCUGCCGGCCAACCAUCAAUGCCCUCAGGGAUCUUUAGAACAGGCGCUGACACUUCAUCACCUACUCAUCAAAUUGCUGCUUCUGGCAAUGCCAAUUUCAACCCUUCCCAGUAUGCACCAGUAUAUGGCCUCCACAGUCAAGCUACCGGUCAUUUGACCACUAUACAGCCUUAUGGUACUUUCUUCCCAAGUUUUGGCGGGUCCAGCUCUUUGUCUCAUGGAUUCUCACAUGGUUCAUUAAUGGCUGCCAGCUCACAAAGCCAUUAUCCAAAAAUAGAAUCUUACUCUGCAAUGUUAGCCAGUAUUGGUAAUCAAGCACAACAUCUUGGUGUGCAGGGAGCUGAAAGAUCCUCUAGACUUCAGCCAUCUGCUGUUUCUGCUCCUCCACGCCCAUUUCUUUCUUCUGGAGCACACAUAGCAUCUUCUGGUACUCAGUAUCCUGCUACACACCAUCGUCUUUCAGAAACAAGCACCCCAAGUCCUGGUCCACCACAAGCGACCUCCAAUCUGUCUUCUCAUCACUUGGAGAAACUGGCAGCCAUUAAAGGAGGUAGUGGCAACCAGUCAAGAGAGUUGGAGGCAUCCAGAGAACUCCGUCUGUAUGGGGAGCCUUCUAGUGGACUUGAAGUCAAAACCUGUCUUUCACCACCUAGUUCUUAUUCAGCUAACACACAUGUACCUAAAGUUUCUUUUGACUCUGUUGUGAAGGAGUAUGGUGGUAGGGACUCUCCCUCUGGUAGGAGUGAUCUGUAUUUCAGAGCAUCCCUAAGUGGCAAGGAGGGUAGUUUAAAACAUCGUAUACUAACUCGGCCAUCAGAUACAGACGCACCUGAUGAUCUAUCUAAAGUUAGUGGAGUACAUGGGCUCAAGGAUGAGCCUGUCAGUAAGCGGAUGAAGGUGUCCAGCUUGAGUUCUGUGCCAUACAGUGCUCCAGCUCACAAUGUUGAUAGCCAGAGGUCAAAUGUUCAUCAUGGCUCAGUCUCUCAUGCCAGUUCCUGUCACUCUCCUGUCAACAAUGGUAACAGUAAAACUAACAUUGAUAGCAGAGGUCACCAUUCUGAGAGUGUUCUAUCUGGACAUCAGAGCCGGGCUCUGUCUCCUUACCAGCAGCAAUCUGGGGAUGAUAACACAUCCAGGUACAAGCAACAAGCUUACUACUCCCCUUCUCCUAACUGGACUCCACCGCCAAGUUCUCCCUCUUCUGAAAACCCUCCUUCUCAUCUCCAGUACCCUACUCAUUUCAUGAAAGGAUCUAUAAUCCAAUUGGCUGAUGGAACCCUUAAGCGGGUGGAAGAUCUUCGAACAGAGGACUUUGUCAACAGCGCGGAAAUAUCAUCAGAUCUUAAAGUAGAUUCCAGUACAGUUGUGAAAAUUGAGGAACAUCCAGAUAGAGGUACAGCCAUGCUGAGCUUUUCUGUUGGUGAGCACAGAGUACAGGUAACUGUAGAAGCAACUUUGGAGCACCCAUUCUUUGUUUUUGACCAAGGAUGGUCGUCUUGUUCAGUUUCCAGAACUCUAGCUCGCUAUGGACUAGAUUGCCAAAAGCUAAAUGUUGGUGAUGUGUGUAUAUCCCUCACCCACAAAGAUGUUUGUCUGAAAGCAGCUGAGAUCAGUCAGCAGCAGCAGCAGCAAGAUCAGGAGCAAGGUAGACAGUGCUCAGACUCACCAUCAGCACACCAUGCUUCUUCAUCUGCAGCAUCCGCUCAGUCCUCCAGCCCAGUUACUAGCUCCACUGUGACCUCUGUACCUCUAAAAGUGGAGAUGGAUCCUAGCUUUGUUUCACCUAAUUCAACUGCAGCGUUAAGCAAAAGGAGGACAUCCCAGAAUGAGCUGCCGCCUCCGCAGUCCAACAUAGUACCAGUCAAGAAAGAAAACUCCAACAACAGUCACAAGGCAAGGAGAAGGGGAGUGUCACAGAGAAAUGAGACAGAUGUCAAAGAGGAGGAAGAAGCAGAGUUUGACCCAGACUCUGAUUCGACAUCCUCACUACGGCAGAGGAGGUGGUCAGCGCCAGACCCUGUGACAGUUAAAGCUGAUCAGGAGCGAGAGAGAGAGAGACAGAUACAGGCUAAUGAAGCACAGAAAGCUGAAGAAGCCUUUCAAACGAUGGGUGAAGACAAUGGACAUCAUCAUUAGUUGUGAGGAUGUAUAUUUAUAUUCUAUCAGCUUUAAUUUUUCAAUAGAGAAUCUACUUGACAAGCAAUUGUAAUUUGUCACAUCAGUGGAACACAUGGAAUAGUGCUGAGAAAUCCAGGUUUCACACUUAUAAACUAUACUUUUGGUUUCAUUCAAUAUCAACUAUAAAUAUGUUAGCAAACAUGGGCGUAGC